Molecule: messenger RNA, 513 nt
Organism: Drosophila kikkawai
Lineage: Eukaryota; Metazoa; Arthropoda; Insecta; Diptera; Drosophilidae
Product: cystatin-like protein
Molecular function (GO): cysteine-type endopeptidase inhibitor activity
Source: RefSeq, a predicted model, not a curated record
UCAGUUUGCUCAUGAACGUUGAGCGAGUUACAUUAAGUCAUUGACUUCGUUGUAUAUUCUUUGGGUUUGUUUUUUUACUCUGACUAAAGUCAAGUUGAUCAUGAGUGACGUAGAGGAUUUCCCUGGAGGGAUCAACAAUUUGGAGGGCUUGAAGAGACAGGAGGCUUUGGAUCUGCUGAACUCUUGCCUCGCCCACUUGGCCAAGGAAGAUGGUCCCAGCUACAAGAUCAUUAAAGUGAUUUCUGUGACGGGUCAGUUGGUGGCUGGAGAUCUCUACAGGUACAAGCUGGAGCUGGACAAUGGAACCGACAUAAAGCAGUGCUCCAUAAAGAUCUGGUAUCGAAGCUGGCUUAAGGAGGAUGGUAUCAAUAUCAAGAUCAAGUUUGCUGGAGAAGAAGGCGAGCUAGAUAGAACUUGGUGAUCAAUGUUCUAUAAGUUUGUUAAUUUAAAAGAGUUUUAUUUUUGUAUUCAAAACUUUUGUAUGUGAAAUAAACAUAAUUGUAUAAUUUAUUC